AUGGAGAGGCACAUCGAGCCACCCAAAUUUGAGCUGCUGCGGGCAAAAUGGGAAGCACAGCAGCAGGGCAACCCAAACAACGACUCGUUGUCACCCACCACCCCGGGCCGCACACCUGCCCAGCAACGCCAAUUCUACACUUCUUCAAGCGAAACACGCGAUUCCAAGAUCCGCCGCUUCAGCUCCUUUGCCGCUUUCACAACCCCCAUCAACCCAUUUGCCCGCCGCGAUCGAGUCGGCAUGCCUUUUCCCAAGUCGCCCUCGUACAAGGCCCUCGUCGCUCCCGACGAGCGGGAGGACCCUCCAUCUCCUUUGAAGCGCCGCCACGGAAGCAGGCUCUCGUCCUUCAAGACCGCCUCACACGCCAUGCCACCACCGCCAUUGCCAGCUGCAAAGGCCAACACCCAAGCUCCUCAACGCCGGUCCAUGCGCCUUCCCAGGAGCCAGACAACCAGCAACAUCCCGCUGCUCACAGCUAGCGCCCCCGAACCUGUGCAGCGAUCUCCCAUCAGGCGUCCACCGUCUGGAACUCCGUCGCGCAAGACGACGGGAUUGAGACAGCCAUCGCAAUCAGCGAGCAACCUUAUCCGCAGCAGACCGCCUACACCCCAUCGCAGCGCCGACGAGCCAAUGCCCGUCACUGCCCAGUCUACGAACAAUCUAAUUUCUCUGACUUCCUUGAACUCAUUUGCCAACAUCCGCAGCAAGCUGCCCACGCCCGCCAUGAACAAGGAGGCAAGGCAGUUAGGAACGGCGACUAAAAUGUUCGGAGGCAUGGUGAAGGCACAGAAGGCCAGGGACAAGCGCUCGUACACGCAGCCUAACCUUACGAGUGCGACGACCAUGCCAUCUCAGUUCAUCACGCCGCGAAAGACGGCCUUCAGGGAAGAGUUCGCUACUAAGACGCCGCGCUACAUGGCAAGCGAGAAUGCCAAGCCGUUAUCUCUCACAGAUGAUCUCUUUGCUCCAGCUGACGGGCUUGAGGUCACAGAAGUAGUAGGUGAUGAAGAGCUCAGGCGGUACGGGGCGAGAGUGGAAGAUUGGGGAAGCCCGCACGCUAUUGAGACACCUCCGACUAUCAAGCCCAACAGGACAUCCGGCACCGCUCACAGCAGACACCCCUCACAGCUUCCUCGCCUUCACUCCUCAGGCUCUCUCCCCCAAAAUGGUCUUCUUGCGCCGCUCUCUCCGCCAUUCCCUCGAACGCCGCGUCACUCGACCGCUCAUAGUCAAUCUCUGCUUUCCCCCGGCAGCGGCGCCAAUCCGCCCACCAUCCUACGCCAUUCGCACUUGUCGCCCUGCUUGGAAGACUCACACACGAAUCCGAGGACAGCAAUCCGCUUCAUCUCCACCGGUCAGCUCCGUGCAUGGUCGCCUCCAUCGUCCCCAACACCGACACAUUCGUCCCAUUCGUCGUCCUUCCAAGCCCUACCUCCGUCUCCGACACCCGCCAGCGGCGGUGGCGGUGUCUACGGCGCCCAGCCUCCGACGCAUGCGCUCGUCAACACGGCACAGCCUUCAGCCUACUGGGCGGGCCGCUUCGCAUCGUGCUUCGACCGGCUGCGCUUCGAGGCCUUCCACACCGAGGGUCGCGCCUUCCGGCUCUCCGGCCGCGUGUCGGACACGUUCGGCGCCUUUGUCGACGGCGGCGAGGAGACCCGUGCCCGCCGCGUCUUCAGUGAGCUGUCCGCAUGCUGCCGCUCCGACGAGGCGGCCCGCAGCUUGCGCGACUUUCAGGCCGAGUGGGCCCGCAGGUGCGGCAGCGUCUCCUGCAUGCCGCCGCCGGCGGUGAUUGUGUUGGGUGGAAGUGGAGAGAGUGGAAGUGGGGUGGCCAGCAGUGGGGAUGCUAGAGUGGGCGACCAUGUGGUGGGUGGGGGUGAAGACGGCCUGAGAGGCGGAGAGGGCAAGGGAAGGAAGACGGGCAUGGGAUUCAUGGAGAGGCUGAGGGGUAUUGCAAGAAAGACGAGCGCUUAA
Lasiodiplodia theobromae is the source of this 1974-nucleotide messenger RNA. RefSeq names its product 4-coumarate-ligase. Bases 1 to 1974 code for a protein of 657 amino acids. The record is from RefSeq and is a predicted model, not a curated record. The transcript has a single exon. NCBI's taxonomy places the organism in Eukaryota, Fungi, Ascomycota, Dothideomycetes, Botryosphaeriales, Botryosphaeriaceae.